This is a messenger RNA of Dromaius novaehollandiae (emu), 5051 nucleotides long. It is a transcript of the gene GOPC, whose product is annotated as golgi associated PDZ and coiled-coil motif containing. Gene Ontology annotation, molecular function: transmembrane transporter binding. Lineage: Eukaryota; Metazoa; Chordata; Aves; Casuariiformes; Dromaiidae. The coding region runs from base 405 to 1766 and encodes 453 amino acids. Gene Ontology annotation, cellular component: trans-Golgi network transport vesicle; Golgi apparatus; membrane. The transcript has 8 exons. The record is from RefSeq and is a predicted model, not a curated record. Gene Ontology annotation, biological process: negative regulation of protein localization to cell surface.
CGGCGCGCCCUGGCGGCGCAGCGGGGGGCAGAGGCGUGGCGGCCGAGAUCGGGGGUUUGGGCCUCGGCCGUUGCUGCCUGCCGCGGCUUGGCCUUGUGGCAGGCAGCACGAGUCGCUCGCCGUUCGCCGCUGGGCGGCCGAGCGUGCAGCCUCCGAGGCCGACUGUGGGCCGCGCGGCGCAUGCGCGCGGGGCGCAUUCCUUUCGCUUCCCUGCGUGGCUGCCCCAGUAGAGCCGGGCUGCGCUGGGCCCGGUGUUGCUGCUGCUGCCGCCGCCGCCUUGUGCUGCGGGGCGGGGCGGAGCGGGGCAGGGCGCGGAGCGGGGCGGCGGGGGAAGCGCCGCGCGGGGGCCGAGGGGCACCAGCCCUGCCUGGCGGGCGCGGGGGGCCAGGGGGGGCGGCAGCAACAUGUCGGGCGCGGCGGGCGGCUCCUGCGGGCCGGGCGCCGGGGCCUGCGGCGGGGGCGCGGCCGGCGCUGCCUCGCCGCCGGGCGGCGGCGUGUCCAUGUUCCGGUGGCUGGAAGUGCUGGAGAAGGAGUUCGACAAGGCCUUCGUGGACGUGGACCUGCUGCUGGGCGAGAUCGACCCCGACCAGGCCGACAUCACCUACGAGGGGCGGCAGAAAAUGACCAGCCUCAGCUCCUGCUUCGCCCAGCUCUGCCACAAGGCGCAGACCGUGUCCCAGAUCAACCACAAGCUGGAGGCACAAUUAGUUGAUCUGAAGUCUGAACUGACAGAAACUCAGGCAGAGAAAGCAGUACUGGAAAAGGAAGUGCAUGAUCAGCUUUUGCAACUCCAUGCCGUUCAGCUUCAGCUACAUGCCAAAACUGGUCAGAGUGUUGAUUCUGGGGCUAUUAAGGCAAAACUGGAGAGAGAGCUUGAAGCUAACAAGAAAGAGAAAGUGAAAGAAGCUCAACUGGAAGCUGAGGUGAAGUUGCUGAGGAAGGAAAAUGAAGCACUUCGUCGACACAUAGCUGUGCUUCAGGCAGAGGUUUAUGGAGCAAGAUUAGCAGCCAAGUACUUGGAUAAGGAACUAGCUGGAAGGGUCCAGCAGAUUCAGUUACUGGGUCGUGAUAUGAAGGGACCUGCUCAUGACAAGCUCUGGAAUCAACUUGAGGCAGAAAUACACCUUCACCGUCACAAAACUGUUAUUAGAGCCUGUCGGGGUCGGAAUGAUCUAAAACGACCAAUGCAAGCACCGCCAGGACAUGAUCCAGAUGCUUUAAAGAAGAGUCAAGGUGUUGGUCCAAUCAGAAAAGUUCUGCUCGUUAAAGAAGACCAUGAAGGACUAGGAAUUUCAAUCACAGGUGGGAAGGAGCAUGGUGUUCCAAUACUUAUUUCUGAAAUCCAUCCUGGACAACCUGCUGAUCGAUGUGGAGGACUGCAUGUUGGUGAUGCUAUUUUGGCAGUAAAUGGAGUUAAUCUACGGGAUGCUAAACAUAAAGAAGCUGUAACUAUUCUUUCCCAACAAAGAGGCGAAAUUGAGUUUGAAGUAGUAUAUGUUGCUCCAGAAGUAGAUUCAGAUGAUGAAAAUGUAGAAUAUGAGGAUGAGAGUGGACACCGUUAUCGUUUGUAUCUCGAUGAAUUGGAAGAAGGUGCAAAUUCAAGUUCUAAUAGGAAAGAAGAAAAUGUGGAUGUCAAAGCAUCACAAGUGUUUGAUAAGAAACCAAGUAUUGAUGGACAUGAAAAUGGAGACCUGGGGAAUUCAGUUGGAGCUCCGUUAGAAGACACUGCACCCAAAUUAGCCCGUUCUGCUGAAUCUCUAUCGUAAAAAUAAUAAUAAUAAUAAUCAGCUUGUACAGAUCCCAUUUUUGGGAACAACUGAUAAUCAUUAUUGACUGCUCCAAGUUGCAUACACUAGUGUAGGUUGUAAAACGAUGUUUAAAAGUCAAAGGGAACUGUAUUAUUGUUGCCUGGAAAAAAGGCGGUUACCUCAGGACUUCAUUGUGAGCAAUUCUAAAUGUGGAAAACUCUCUCUUGCGUGACAUGCAAUAGUUACCUAGCACAUGGCAUGUGAAAUGAAUUUUCUUUUAAUAAUAAACACCAAAGCAUGGGAUUUCUAAAAAGGAUAAUCUUAAUGUGUUCAACUUUGAAUUUUACUAACAUCCCAAGGGAAGUAAUAUUAAGUGCGGUGACCUUCAUUUUGUCCCUUUGAUGCUUUAAAGGGACAGCUGAUGAUCAGUUUGGUGUGGGGGGAAAAAAAGCUUUAUUCUUGGGGUGGGAGUGGGGCUGGAGAAUAAAAUUGUACUAUUAUAUCCCUGAGUUUUCUACUUGGUAUUUUUUAACUGCAACUUUAAAAAAUGACAACAUUUUUCUCAGAAUAGCAAAAACCAGAGCUUUUAUUUGAGAAAAAGACCAACAAAACCCAAAGGGGGCAACUGACUACUUGUUAAUCUUGAUCUUUCAGCCCAUGAUCAUUUUGUGAUUGAGACUUUUGGCAUUAUUGUUUUAAUCAAUUCACUGGCAAUUGCUGCUGCUUUUGAAACUUACUCCAAAAAUAUUUAAAGAGAAUAUUAUGGGGUUUUAAAAGCAAAAUUAGUUUUAAAAAAUAUUCACAAUUAUGUGUGCCCUUUGGUAUUUUUUUUUUUUUCUGAGCAUCAUUAAUUUAGCAUCUAUUCUUGCAUGGAUAUGGUUACUACUAGUGUGGAAUGGUUUUAUACAUUUUGAAUUGGUCGUCAUUGGCUUGACCUUAUGAAAUGCUGAGUGCUUUUGAUGGGUACUGAACGAACUCAUUUCACAUUAAAAUAAUCUUUAAAGACAUGAGUUGAGUGCACAGUACUUUACAGGAGGUACAUACAGUGUCUGGCCUUAUCUAUGUUAUGAUAUGACAGUCCUGUUAACCUAUAUUUGUCUUAUUGUUGAAACAAAAUGUCUUAUUAUUGAAAGAAAAUGUUACUCCUUUUUUUUAAAAGCAGUGUAUCUUAAAAUAGCUUUUAAUUGGUGUACAUCUAAAGGCUCAAGGCAUGGUUGCGAAUGGAAAAGAAUGUUUUUUUGGCCAGUUUCUCAUAUUGUAUUUGUAGAUCUUUUGGUGAAGUGCAGUACUCUCUGUAUGCGAACUCCAUAUUGUAAUAGUGUUUAUUAUUUCAGCAUGCAAUGCCUGCUUUUCUGUUCACUGUUCUGCAGGCUAUUGAACCGUAGUGUGAAAAGAUGAGAUUUUGUACUUUGAGAGAGGAACUAAUAUGAAAUGGCAGCUUUGCAAGUGUUGCUGUAUAGGAUGUACAUACAUAAGAAAAAACUCAAAGGCCUUUAGAGUAAUAUCAAUUAAUCUAAUAUUCAAAAUUGUGAUGUAGAACACAGUUACUUGUUUCUCCUAGGAGCACUAUAUAUAUAUGUUUAUAGAAAAAUCCUAAAAAUGUAUAUACUUUAUUCAAAGAUUUUACUAUUUAUAAAUCCCUUAACUCUGCUAUUUACAUGAUUAUUUUUUGUGCGUGUGUGCAUGAGUUCCAUUCACUCAAUGGAAUUACAUUAUUUGUUUCACUUUUUGUAAUAGUCCUUGUCAUAUGGCGUACUGUUGAAGAUUUUUAAAAUAGUCCAAGUUAAAACGUUAUCACCAAACAGAAACUAGUAUUUAAAAAUAGAGCUGUGUGAAGAAGAAACAGGUCCCCAGGCACGUUUCUUUUUCUGAAGCUUCAUGAAUUUUAGAACACAUUGGCUACAUAUUAGUAGAUAAAUCCGCUGCCGUAAUUUUGCAUCUAGAUUUCCGUUUUUGUCACAGUUACUCAAGUAGGAUGUGCUUUGAAGCUCUCUGUGGCCCGGGACACCCUAUAUUCUGUCUGUCAGAGAGGACAGUUCAGAGCCAAGUUGGGGAUCUUGUCAUCUUUGAAAAUCAUUGCUAUAUGAAACCCUGCUGCAGUUGUAAGAAAUGAGGGCUUGUUCAACUAGUCUAGUAACCUUUAAAAAUAAUAAAUUUGCCUGUACAGUUUCCCUGUAUCUGAGAGAAGGAUUGGAUUUUAGAUUUAUUAGUUCUUCCUUACUUCUUGGCACACCUCAUUGUCACUUUUGACCGGUUUCAACUGGAAGGGGGAGAGUGUUACUGGAGUUAUUUUCCUGACAUUCCUUGUCCACCAGUUUCUCAUGAUGCUGUGCUCUUUCUGCAUACUCUGGAAGCUGCUAGACUCUCUCUGCUGUUAACUCAUCUAUUUUUAACCAAUAAGUGAGAUCAAUAAAAGGAAUAUUUGCUGAGAAAAAUGACUAGAAGAAUAAAAAAAUUAGGUGACAGUAAAUUAUCACCAUAUUCCUUCCCCACAGUUUUUAUAAUCUUUGUUUAGGAAGCUGUGAAUGGGAGGAUUUUGUUCAGGCACUACAGUAUGGCUGUACUCCAUACUUUUUACCAGCUGAUUUAACAUACUGAUUUAUUGCAGUCAUAUGGAGAUGGUUGGAGAUUAAUAUUUGAGCUGAGAAAAGUUUUGCAAGUUGAGAUUUCCAGAUUCAGUAGACCAAUGUAUAUUUUCCUCUUUUGUCUGUAACUGGAAGACUCAGACCUGCUGAUUCCCAAACGGUGACUGAAUUUGACUUGGAAGAAUUUCCAAGGCAAGUCAGUAUUCAGACUUCAUUUUUGUUUUUUGAAGUGUAAAAUAGUUUACUUGUGUGUAUAUAUAUUUUUACUUCAAAAAUAAAAUUCUAAAGAGAGAACUGUGAUUCUUUUGAGUAGGUAAUUCCUUGCUUGUUGAAAGGAAAUUUUCCGUGGACAAUUGUAUUUUAACAUAAAGGUGGAGAGUAUUUGUUGUUGUCUGGGCCCAAUGUUUACUAAGAGCAUGUAAGUUAAGAAAAGUGCUUAAUGGCAAUAAGUUUAACUCUGAUCAAAUACUAUAUGUAGUAUUUCCUUGGUAGAAGUGUAUUUAUGGCAGUGGAGAGGGUUUGUAUCUAUCUCAAUGUGUGUUAAUCUGCAGUUAUGUCAAACAACAUUCAGAUGUUAUUUAUUGUAGCUGUUCAAACAUGCUUACAUCCUUGAUCACUCUCACACCUGCAGAUGUAACAUUUUGCAACAAAUGUAUUAUACCUAGUUAAGCCGAAUUUAAUAUUUUUAUUAGCCUGUAAAUAAAGAUACUCUUCUGCA